GGACUGUGUCUGUUCAGGCGUUACAAGAGAAAUAAACCAGGAAGGAUCUCCUUACGAUCGUACUAAACUUUCAUAUGGACACAAUUUAUUAAGACAGUCUUGAGAACACAGUGAAUGUUGAGUUGAAGUGAUUGUAAAUGUGUAUCUCGCUUUUGGACAGAAGGUUAAGUCAUCUGUGUCUCAGAGAUGAAGUUCAUUUGUUUGACUCUCCUGCUUGUUAGUGGAAUUACAGAUUCAAGAUCAGAGCAGUUUGAAGUAGUGGGACCAGCAGAUCCUGUAUUUGCUGUCGCUGGUGAAGAUGUGAUUCUGCCCUGUUCAGUCAAACCCAGCAUCAGUGUUGUGGACAUGAGAGUGGAGUGGUUCAGACUUGAUCAGAAAGACUCAGUGCAUCUCUAUGAUGAUCAUGAAGACAGAAACACAGAGCAAAUUCAGUCCUACAGAGGAAGAACAAAACUGAUCCAUCAAGAACUACAAAGAGGAAACGCAUCACUCAAACUCUCAACAGUCCGAGUCUCUGAUGAAGGAGUUUAUAAGUGUUUUAUUCAGUCUAAAUCCUGGUCUGAUGACGCCACUGUUGAUGUCAGAGUUGAAGCUGUGGGACGUCCUCCAGUGAUCACUGUAGAUGGGUUUGAUCGCUCAGGAGGGCUUCAUCUACAGUGUGAAUCUGAAGGUUGGUAUCCUGAACCUGAUCUUGAGUGGCUGGACAGUGAAGGAGUCAGUUUGAGUUCAGAAACUACAGAGACACACAGAAACACAGACAGAUUCAGUGUCAAACAGGCCGUCAUUGUUUAUCACAGUGGCAAGAUUCACUGCAGAGUCAAACUGAGACAUCACAUGCUGGAGACACUGAUCAACACCACAAAUAAUAGGUUUAUUUCUUGGAGGACGUCAGUCAUCCUGAUGUCAGUUUUUGUUGUGCUCGUUGUGAUUGCUGGAAUACUGAUCACUGUGUUUGCUCAUAAUAAAAGAGCACACGAUCAACUACAGGAUGAGAAGAGCACAAUACAACAUGGUAAAUCUGUCUUUAUUGAAUCGUUUAAUUCAGAUGAGAAGAGCACAAUACAACAUGUGAAAGUGACUCUGGAUGCUGAUUCAGCUCAUCCACGUCUCGUCGUGUCUGAUGAUGGGAAACAAGUGAGAGAUGGAAACAGCCGGAACGCAGGAAAACACAGGUUUGAUAAUUAUCUUGGUGUUCUCGGGAAGGACGGAUUCUCCUCAGGGAGUUUUUACUUUGAGGUGCAGGUGAAGGAUCAAACUUGGUGGGAUUUAGGAGUGGCCAGAGAAUCUGUUAACAGGAAGAGCUUGAUCUAUCUGAGGCCUGAUGUUGGAUACUGGACUGUGAGUCGGAGAUAUGAGGAGUAUUCGGCUCGUGAUUCUCCACUCGUCCGUCUGUCUCUGAGAGUGAAGCCACAGAGGAUCGGUGUGUUUGUGGAUUAUGAGAAGGGUCUCGUCUCCUUUUAUGAUGUGGAGUCCAUGUCUCAUAUCCACUCUUACACCAGUCAGUCUUUUAAUGAGAAACUCUUUCCAUUUGUUGGUUUGGGGUAUAGUUGGAAUGAUAACUCGACACCACUGAUUAUCUGUGAUGAUUAUUAAUGACGUCAGUGAAUGAAUUUACAUGAUCAAGUGAAAUAGAAGGAAAAACAAUACAAUAAGUGUAACAGCCACAAAUAUGAAGUAUUAAUCACAAAUGUGGUCACAGAAGUGUGUGUGAGUCGUUCACCUGAUCCCUGUUCCCCGUCAGCUCCUCCUCAUCUCCACUAGAUAGUGAAUGAAAGUCAUCAUGAAGUGCUGAUCACAGGAACUGUUCCUCCCUCAAUAGUGUUUGUUGAUGAAUGUCCAGAUUGAGGAAAGCUGGAAUCAAACAAGCUCAAAUAUUAGACAUAUUCAUGUGUGUAACGUUUUCAUCACUACAUCAUUCCCACAAUGCCAUGCGUGUUAUUCAGAUUUCAUGACUUAUAUGUGGAUCGUGUAAAGAAUUAGCCGUGUCCAAACUUCUGAUCAUAACUUAUUAGAUUUUGGACACAGAUGAAUAGAUGAGUUUAACUUUAUUCAUAUAUUCUUAAGUGCUCAUUUGUAUUCUUCAUUUUCAUUCUUUUAUUAUUAGGAUGGAUAUCGUUCCCCCAAAAAGAAAAUGUUCAUGUCUUUCUAACCCUGUUUUUAUUAUUCUAUUAAACACAAUAUUGAGAUGUUA
Rhinichthys klamathensis goyatoka is the source of this 2191-nucleotide messenger RNA. RefSeq names its product butyrophilin subfamily 1 member A1-like. NCBI's taxonomy places the organism in Eukaryota, Metazoa, Chordata, Actinopteri, Cypriniformes, Leuciscidae. The record is from RefSeq and is a predicted model, not a curated record. Gene Ontology annotation, molecular function: protein binding. The coding region runs from base 187 to 1593 and encodes 468 amino acids. The transcript is spliced from 9 exons.